Messenger RNA from Pygoscelis adeliae (Adelie penguin), 745 nucleotides. It is a transcript of the gene FGF2, whose product is annotated as fibroblast growth factor 2 (basic). The record is from RefSeq and is a predicted model, not a curated record. Lineage: Eukaryota; Metazoa; Chordata; Aves; Sphenisciformes; Spheniscidae. Gene Ontology annotation, cellular component: cytoplasm. The transcript has 4 exons. Gene Ontology annotation, molecular function: fibroblast growth factor receptor binding; growth factor activity. The coding region runs from base 1 to 621 and encodes 206 amino acids. Gene Ontology annotation, biological process: regulation of cell migration; positive regulation of gene expression; positive regulation of protein phosphorylation.
AUGAAGGCUGUUCCCUGCUCCGACCGAGACCUGGCACUCCCCGGUGGGGUUUUACUGGCUGGCUGGCAGCUCCUGUGUUCCUAUAAACCGAGGGCCAGAGCGUGUACCAGCGUAACGCUGAAGUCAAAAGACGCUUACAGACAAUUUGGCCACGAGUGUCGAACUCUGCGGCGGACGUUGCCUUUGACAAGUCCAGAGGAGAAGAUGUCCGACCCCGACUCCGGCACGUUUCUUGCAUCACGUUCCCAGCGCUGCCGGAAUGACCGGCGCGGGGAGCGGAUGCGCAGCGCAGCGGUGCGGCGCUCUCACGGAACGAAGCCCCGCGAUUCAGUCAAGCUGCAGCUUCAAGCAGAAGAAAGAGGAGUGGUGUCAAUCAAAGGUGUAAGCGCAAAUCGCUUUCUGGCUAUGAAGGAGGAUGGCAGGUUGCUGGCCUUGAAAUGUGCAACAGAAGAAUGUUUCUUUUUUGAGCGAUUGGAGUCUAAUAACUAUAACACUUACCGAUCACGGAAAUACUCUGAUUGGUAUGUGGCACUGAAAAGAACUGGACAGUACAAACCUGGACCAAAAACUGGACCUGGACAGAAAGCUAUCCUUUUUCUUCCCAUGUCUGCUAAAAGCUGAUUUCCAUGGCGGAUUCCGAGCACAUACGCCACACUACACGAAAGACGUCGAGUUUCCUACUCCUCUCUGAAGCAGCAAAAACAGAAGCAAUUAUUUGCUGAUAUUAACUACUCUUGCAGAUACC